AUGGUUUUGUCUUGGACCAGAAGAAAUGUUUUCCGGCGUGCACGCAAGGGGAAGGAACAAUUUCCCGGUGGUGAUUUGGAGGUGGAGAUUGUGAUCCCCACCCAUUUCCGGUGCCCGGUGAGUUUGGAAUUGAUGAAAGACCCGGUGACUCUAUCAACUGGCAUCACCUACGACAGGGAGAGUAUUGAGAAGUGGACUGAAGCAGGGAACAAAACUUGCCCAGUUACGAAUCAGGUUCUUACAAGCUUUGACAUGAUCCCAAACCAUGCCAUUCGGAGGAUGAUUCAGGAUUGGUGUGUUGAAAACAGUUCCCAUGGUGUCGAAAGGAUCCCAACACCUCGUAUACCCGUGUCAAGUUACGAGGUUUCCGAGGUUUGUUCGAGGAUUCUGUCUGCUUCUCAGCGUGGGGAUGAAAAGAGGUGCCAAGAAUUGGUGGGGAAGAUCAAGGUUUGGGGGAGAGAGAGUGAGAGGAACAAGAUGUGCUUAUUGAGAAAUGGGGUUGGUUCUGUUUUUGCCAAUGCCUUUGAUUCUUUUUCAAGUGCAUCAUCUAUUGAAAAACAUGUGGUUAUUUUGGAGGAGAUCUUGGAGGUGUUGGCAUGGAUGAUCCCAUUUGGUGAAGAGAGUCAAUUAUUAUCCAAGUUGGGUUCAGAAUCUUCUUUACAUUGCAUGGUUUGGUUUCUUGAUGGUAAAAACCUUGCUUCAAGGCAAAGUGCUGCUUUGUUGCUGAAGGAAGUGCCUGUUAAGGAAUUGGCUAAAACUGAAGGAGUUGUUGAAGCUUUGGUUAAGAUGGUUAGGGAACCUAUUGGACCUAUUGCUACAAAGGCAUGUUUGGCCACAAUUUUCAACUUGGUUUCCUCAGCAGAGAAUAGAGAUGCAAUUGCUCAAAGAUUUGUGGAAUUGGGUUUUGUUUCACUGCUGCUAGAGAUUAUUGUUGAUGCAGAUAAAGGGAUAUGUGAGAAGGCACUUGGGGUGUUGGAUUGCAUUUGUGACAACCAAAAAGGGAAGGAGGUUGCUAAGAACAAUGCUUUAACAUUGCCUCUUGCAAUUAAGAAGAUUUUGAGGGUGUCCCAAUUGGCUUCAAGUUUUGCAGUCUCUAUUAUUUGGAAGAUUAUUUGUGACAAUAGGGAGGAAGGGGUUUUGAUUGAGGCACUUCAAGUUGGGGCUUUUCAGAAACUCUUGGUCGUGUUGCAGGUUGGUUGUGAUGAGAUCACAAGGAAGAAUGCUAGCGAGUUGUUGAAAUUGUUGAAUGGUUACAAGAGCAAAGCAGAGUGCGUUGACUCAUCAUUGGAUCUCAAGUACCUUAAAUAGCUCUUUUAAUUACUGAUUUAUGACAAAUGAGAUUUAUUUAUUUAUAUUUUUCUUUAUAG
Gastrolobium bilobum is the source of this 1367-nucleotide messenger RNA. RefSeq names its product U-box domain-containing protein 21-like. The record is from RefSeq and is a predicted model, not a curated record. Gene Ontology annotation, biological process: protein ubiquitination. Gene Ontology annotation, molecular function: ubiquitin protein ligase activity. NCBI's taxonomy places the organism in Eukaryota, Viridiplantae, Streptophyta, Magnoliopsida, Fabales, Fabaceae. The transcript has a single exon. The coding region runs from base 1 to 1308 and encodes 435 amino acids.